CAUAGUCGGCCAAAACACCGGCGUGACCGCUUUCUUAGGCUUCUCUCUGAUAACAUAUAUAUUAAGAACGAGACAACUCCACAAAUUGCGAAGACUCACAAUUGUGACAAUCCAAAGUGAAUCAAACGAUUGCACUUAUCGUAUGUAAUUGCAGAUUUUAUUAUUAUUCCUCAGUAUCGAACGUUGUUUAAUAAACUAAUAUUGUUAUACGAUAUCCAUAUAUGUGUAUUGACAAGCAAACACACUACAGGUUGUGAAAAAAAGGACCAGGCAUUUAUAAUUAAUCAAGGGAACUGGUGUGUGGAAAUGGGUUCUGAGAAUAGACUUGAUCAGAGUGAGAGUAUGCCAAAGGUUGACCUGUUGAGAGACGUUUCAAGGUUCAAGUCUACAGAUGUGGUUUAUAUGAAACGUUUAGAGAAAGAGAAUUUGAAAAGAGCUAAGAGAGUACAAGGAUAUCGCAUAGCUAAUAAUCGUAUGGGAAUUUCAUUGGCACUUGGAGCCCUAGGAAUUUACACGUAUACAAUAUACACUUUUAAGCAAGAAAAAUUCCUGGAUGAUUUCGAGAAGCCUGAGAAAACGAUCGAGAAGGUUGCAUAAAGUAGAAGCUUGUGUAGAAGAUAAAGCUUGUGUGUGA
Messenger RNA from Odontomachus brunneus, 634 nucleotides. RefSeq names its product cytochrome c oxidase assembly factor 3, mitochondrial (gene Ccdc56). NCBI's taxonomy places the organism in Eukaryota, Metazoa, Arthropoda, Insecta, Hymenoptera, Formicidae. The record is from RefSeq and is a predicted model, not a curated record. The transcript is spliced from 3 exons. Bases 307 to 597 code for a protein of 96 amino acids.